Pieris macdunnoughi is the source of this 591-nucleotide messenger RNA. The record is from the annotation of a GenBank genome assembly. Lineage: Eukaryota; Metazoa; Arthropoda; Insecta; Lepidoptera; Pieridae.
AUGGAAAAUGCGAAUCAGCCAGCUGGAGGAGUGAUGGGUGUUCGUAAGGAGUCGUCAGUGGAUCCAGUCAAGGCGGAGGGCAUUUUAGCGACUGUUACAAAAAAAGAAAAGGAUGCAGCUCGCCUAUGGUCGCAACGAUGGGGAUUUUAUAAACAUUUACGUGAAAUUCAAGAAGAAGAGGCACAAACAACAGGAUUCACAUUAGAAGAAUACCGCGCCAUUUUACGCUCACGGAGUUGUAAGCCUGAAGAUCCCAUCGACCCAGUUGAGGUUAAACAUUCACCAAAACCACUACCUCAAACAACAUCCGGUAUGAUUGGACAUCGAGUGAAUUGUACAUUAGAACGGUUCGGACGAUUGAUCACCACAGCGAAGACCUACCCCAUCCGGCCACCACUACGACCGGGUCAAAUCUACGAUCCCUAUAAACAAACAAUGAUUUUUCUUGGGAGCUUGGAAGGCGACCCAAUAUCAUACAAACUGCCACCGGCGAGGUGCGAGGUGACUGACGAAAUGUGGGCACGCCCGCAGCAAAUGCAUGUAUCACCCUAUCAAAACGGCAUUAAGAGUUCUCUUCAAGCACGUUUUUAA